UGUGAUUCCGGCAAUAAUUUUGCACCCAAAUCAAGUGAGUUGUUCAAGAUUCGUCCAUUUUUUCCAAAUAAAAGUCGCGCAAACGCGGAGUGUGUUCGUAAUACGGUCGCCAUUUUGAAUAGCGAAUAGAGCGAAUUGCUACAAGAGCAAUAAGAACUAUAUUAUUCGUUUCGAAGGAAACAUUAUGGCGGACGCCUGCAGACAUUCGUGCUUUUCAAAAAUCGUUUUCUAAGUUUAAUUGCGCGUUUUUAUUGAACUUUUUCGCAUAUUAUGGUGCAUUGUGUAUGUAAAUAACUGUUUAUUGUGGUUUUUCGAGAUUCCAUCGGAUAAAUUGUCCAGAUGGCAUAUUAUGGAGGCGUGUUAUGGCAGAAAUUCAUCCUAGCACAAACAGUGAGGAGUCUGUAGAGCAAAAUUCAAGCAAUUUUGUAAGUAAAAUUGAAAACGACUGUGAUUCCUGCUCUGAAGAAGUAAUAGGAGAACACAGUCUAAAUACAGAUACAAAUAAUCUUCAAAUUGAAGAGUCCGGUAAAAAAAAACCUAGGGGCAUCUCGUCGGUCACUCUCCGAUCGACCAAUAAAAACAAAGACAAUCAACAUCUACCUAAUGUCGGGAGAACGGGAAUAUCUCCCAAUACACAUUCCAUCAUGAAAACUAAGCAAACUAAAGAUGAACAGGACAAGAGUAUUGAUGAGGAAACAGUGAUAGAACCUAAGACGAGGGCCCGCAAAAAGGCAUCUGACCCAACUGAGGAUGACAAAACCAAGCUUGGCCAAGAUGAGCCUAAAACGUCCAAAGAAACCAAGAAACCUGUAAAUAAACCAAAAGCAAUAAUUAAGAAGAGGCCACUCGGCAUCAGAAAGACUUUAAGGAGUAAGAAAGUCCUAGGGACUAAAGAAAAAGUCAAGAAAAUUAUUAAAAGAACAAUCACUCGAGGUAGAAAAGCCACAGCGGCUGUUAAACUAGAACCUGAAAAUUCUCAAGAUAAAGAAGCCGUCCCGCUGAUCCCAGCAUCAGAAAUUAAAAAGGAACCUCUGGACGACAUCACUCCUGGUUCUAGAUCCUCAAGUCCGAAAACAGCAGGCAGGAGACAGAGACUUAGCUCAGAUUUGGCCAUGAUGAAAACAAUGCUAAGUGAUACUCCUAGCAGCUUAGCCCUCGGGCCUCGCACUAGUCCAUACUCAAUGCGCUCUGAACGAAGCAAUAGCCCUUCGGUCUUUGAAGGCAAGAACCUGCGAAGUGGGAAGCCUAGAAAAGUCAAAAGCAACCUUUUAAAUGAGGUUGUCAUGAAGGAACAGAAGAAACGACGGAGAUUGCUCUCAGAUUCCAAAGCCUCCGACUCAGCUGAUGUAAGUGAUGAAUGCAUGAAGCUAAAAAGGGGACGGUCCUGCUCCCGAGACGGGAGUGAGAUCUCUAAAUGCUCAGACAAUACUGAAUCAGACAUGAGCCUCAGUGAGCCACUGAAUGAUACAGACGGUGGCAAGGAGCUCAGCAAAAAACUAGAUAAAUCUAAGACUGACCUAGAUAUAGAUAUUGAAAGUAAUGUACAGAUCUCGACUAUUGAAAAAGUGCCUUCCGUUAAUGUUGAAAAAAUUAAUGAUGUUAAACUUGAUGCAGAAACUAGUUGCAUCUCUAAUCAAAAGAAAAAAAAGAAGUUGUGCUUAAAAAGGAGUACAUCUCUAGAUUCUGACAACAACAAUAGUAAUAGGUUAAAUUUAGAUGGUUUAAAUGCAUCAGAAAUAGAAGAUAAACUUCUGAUGAAGACUGAAAACAUUACGCUUUUGGAGGCCCGUAGUAGUAUAUUGAAUAGUAUGUCCAAGACUUUAAACUCAAAGGAAAUCACAAAGAACAUUAAGAGGGCAAGGAGAGGGAGAAAAGCAGCCGCCGCUUCAAGGCCAGACCCCAACAAGAACUGCAUCACGAGCACAGUGACCAACAACACUGAAGAUAAGCAAGAGACCCUUGAGUCUCUCUCCAAAGAGAUAGAUGACCUCAUCAAUAAUCUGGAUGAGAACAUAGGCCAGGAUCACGAAGCCGCUCCUGCCGUUGAGACACCAGCAGACGGGAUGCAGGUUAAGCCCGCAUCGUCCUUCUACGGUCUCAAUAAGACGGCUAGUGCUGAAGAAAAUACCAAUAAAGCUCCUGAAACUCCGGUCAAGAACGAUCUUCUGACUUCACUGACUAAUGAGAACACGCCGUCGAAGAUCGACGACAGCGAAACCAUCAGACUGCAUUAUGAAGAGGAUCCAGUUGAAAAACCAGAGAACAGCAGACACGAAAUUACAUACAAAACUUUCGCCAGUAUAGAUAAACUAAUGGACAGACUGAAGGAGUUUGAAGAGUUCGAUAAGAGAAGACAGAGGCUCGAGUCAGAAUCGAAAUCUAGCGAUUCCAAGCCCGUGAUGGUAACUAGCGAUGUAGUCCUGAUACCUAAAUCCGGGGUCGACAUGAAGCCCCUAAAAGACAUUCAGUCAGUGAGAUCCCCUGAAAAAACAUUUGAAAAAGAAAACGUAUUGAGCUGCUUCGAAAAUAAUUCGGCCAUUUCAAUAGUAAAACGAGAUCAAGUUCGGAAGUCUAUUGACGUCGACCUUCCGAACUCGGUCACCCUCAUCAAGAGGAACAGCGUCAGCGCGCGGAAGGAAUCGACCAGCUCUAACCAUUCUAAAGAAUCGGAUGCUAUCAGUAUAUUUGAGAAGUCAUUAGGCAAAGAUGUAACUUUGACUGAACUUAGAAAAUCUGUCGAGAAGCCAGCGCCCGCACAAGUGGACCUGCAUCAGUUCGCAACCCUGCACGCCAACACGGCGGGUCUGGUCGGCGGAGUUGUGCUCGAUUCCACUCAGAUCUCCAUAACUCCUCGCGUGCUCGACAUUAAACACAGCAGCGACCUACAGAAACAACAGAAGCGUAAGCCUACCGAAAGCUUGCCUUUGAAGUCCACGGAGCCUAAUGACGAUGAUAAGAUGGCUACGAUUGAGAGAAUCAAGGCAACGCCUGUUGUUAAUAUUACGCCUGCAGUGUCCAUCUCGUCCACUCCGGUCGCCAUUAAAUCCCCUGAGAGCACCCCCAUGGAGACGGAAGCCUGUCCUCCUCCAUUGGCGAACAUCAAGACUACACCAGAUGAUACAACUUUGACUUCUGAAGUCUCGAAGCUCGAUAGCGUCGUCGACGUCGCGAAAACUGACAUACCGACAGUCGAAACUGUAACCGAAGCAGCAGUUCCCGUAACGAGUGACGACAAAAGUGACGCUGACGUGAAACCAGAAGUUUCCACCGAGGACAAAGCUGAUGUAGUCACUGACACUGACAUCAAAACGCCCGCAGUUGGUAAAACGACGCGAGUGUCUACAGAGUCCGAAGCUGGUCCUAGUAACAUUAGUCAAGAGGCUGAAACUAAAAAACGCAAAGAAUACGCGUUGAGGAAGGGCUCGAAGGAAAACGAACAGUUGGAGGCGGCUGAUGCUGAACUGGAGACCGAGGAGAUCAAAGCAGACGCAACGAAACCUAAAGAGUACGCGUUGAGAAACUGCACCAACGACGCGAAAGCUGAUCCCAUCGAUGAACCAAAGCCCGCGCUCAACACACCCGCCAAGCUCGACUGUCAACCUGGGCCGAGCAACGUCUUCAACGAGACCCCGGAGACGAAGCGACACAAAGAAUACGUUCUAAGGACGCUCGGCCUCCUCACCCACAAAGCUGCCAAGGAAGCCAAGAUCGAGAAGCUGCGGGAGAAGGAACGCAUCUACGGAACCAGCUUCGGCGGCCUCGUGCAUAAAAGCAAGUCCGCCAAAUCCGGAGACUACACCGGAACUCUGAAGACUGUGAUAAAACUGAACCGAGGGUCCGGCGAGCGGGAGAAGAAGAAGCAAAGGAGCUCGCUGAAGAUGACCUUCCAGAAGAGCAAGUACAGGACCGGGAAACCAGCACCGGAGGUCGGGGACGCGGCCGCCGAAGACGACGCGUAUUACACCAUCGAGAGACGCGAGGGCAUCCCGGGCGCAGUCAUUGAUGAUGCAGAAGCGAUACCCGAGCCGGCAGAGCCAAAGGAGACUCUGAAUCUGGUGAUACCGGAGAAGGCGUCCUCGUUUAGCAUCCACCCUGGUCGUCUGUGCCAGGACCAGUGCUUCUACUGCGGCGGCAAGUUUGGACUGUUCGACACACCCUGUCAUAUCGCGCAAAUCAAGAGCUCCGAUCGACAGAAGAAAAUAUUGGACAAUGAAGAGAAGCUGACGAUAGACAGCUGUCUGUGCGACGCUUGCUACAGGCACGUCGACCGGCGAGCUAACUGCCCCUCGUAUCGUAAGCGACCCCCCGGGAAGCAGCUCGAUACGAACCCCUUACCAUCGCCCAACAACACACAAUCUGAGAAGCCGGUGAGCCCCCCUUUAGACGAGGAGUCGGAUGAGGAGAGCUCAGGGCUCGGAGCCGGGCGGGAGGCUCUCUGCCACACCGAGGGGUGCGCGGCGCCCGCGGACCACUCCAUACGGAGGAAGUGGCUCAUCAAAAUGAGGAGCAGUGUCAACAAAGUGCUGAAGCUGAAGUGCGACUACCCGGGGCUGCACACCAUCCCGCUGUGCGGCGAGCACCACCGCGCGCUGGCGCCGCUCAUGGCGUGCGCGCUGUGCCGCCGCAGGAUCACCAAGCACCACAACGUGCACUUCAUACACCACGGCUUCCAGGAGUUGAAUCCGAUCCUGCGCGAGUCCGGGAUCCCCGUGCAGUUCCUGGAGCGGCCGCUGCUGUGCAAGGCGUGCCGCUACUACUGCUCGCUGCUGCAGCGCCCCGCGCACGACCAGCACUACGUCAACACCUACAGGCGGAAAUUACUUCUAAGUUAUAACAUAGAGCCACCUCCGGGGUCUGACCACGAGGGCGACGACUCCACUUCUCAGGACGACAAUGCCAAGAAGAAAAAACAGCGCGUCAAAUCAAAGCAGAGGAAGUCCACUGAUCCCGAACAGACCAGCGAGUCUUCUGAGCGAACUAAUGACAGCACUCCAGAGAAAGACAAGAUCUCACAGGAACUCGACUCCAAGGACGUAAGGGACGAGGAAGACAUUGAAAGUCUAAUAUCAUCUAAUAAGAUCCCCGUGCCAGGAGCCAAGCCAACCGAACCCAGCAGCGACUGUUCAGAAACUGAAAACAUGGAUUUUGAACCCACGUUAAUACACAUAGACAAACAAACAGAACUACAGUACCUUCUACAGAAACAAAACAAUCCAGGCCCCUACUUGAAGACGGUUAAAAUGUUAGAAAUGUCCAAGGGCUUAAUGAACGUGUUCUCUGGAAUACAGAAGCCGGGAUUGCAGCACAGGGUUCACAGUAAAAACGCCAAACGCAUCCACAAAGUGGGGCAGGCCGUUCUGCAGAAGGACAGGAUGCGCAGAGAUGAGCUGCAAGAGGAGAAGUCAGUUGAGGGGAUCCCCAUCCUCAAGAAUAUUAAUUUGAAUGACGAGUGUACCAUAGAAACGAUACCCAACAAGCGGCCCGCCGACAUCAACACGCUCAAAAACAAGUGGCAAAUGUCAGAGAGCUUCACGCAGGUCAAGAAAAACUUAAGUGAGCUAUCCAAGAAACUGACCGUCGAGAAGGACCCUAAAAAAUCUGAUGCCAAAUAUUCGAACCCGGUCAAAAGGUUGGAGACCAAUCCGUCUAUUUCGGUUCGCGAACUGUUCCCCGGAGAGGAGGAAAUGAAUUUACAGUGCAAUAUAGAGUUUAACAAUGUCAAGGGGGUCACUCCUGAGGGCUGGGAGAAGUGUAACACCACCAUACAGUACGACGUGGAGACUAAGAAGCUGUGGACCGAGCUGCAGAGGCCAUACGGGAAUCAAUCCAGCUUCCUUCGCCACUUGAUUCUGCUAGAGAAAUAUUUCCGAAGCGGUGAUUUAGUUUUGGCUCACAACGCCUCGUCCAAUGCGUCUAACUAUAGUGACUCCGUGCAGAGCCGCCUUCGGGCCUACGACCACGUGGCCAGCGACCCACCUGCACGCAGUGAGGCUCCGGUCAGUCUGCUAGAGUACCGGAAAAUCCCCUCGUUGAAAGGGAAAAGCUUAUUGAAAUCUAAUCAGACUGACGCAGAGAGUGAUCCAAAAAUAACCAUGCCUCCCCCGAUGCAACCCAAACAGAAAAGCUCUAAAGAGAAAAGUAAAAGCAAACCUUUGCCUCCGGAGCUGAUAGCGAUAAACACUCCCAACGCUCAAGGGAGGAAGGCCAUACAGAAUGUGAUACAUAACAUUCAGCAGCUGGUGAAGGGUGUCAGUGCGUCGGACCCCACGGAGGUGGCCAGUGCACCGCUGCCGGCCAAGUUUGAACCUCCUAAAGAGAAAAAAGACACUCCGAAGAUGGAGACACCUAAGAAACCAAAGCCAGCCAGCAAACCGUGGAGACCCACACUCAUGCCCAUUACUCCGGAGAACUUGGCGCGGAUAGCCCGCGAACCGACGCAAGUGGCGGUCGACGGGCGCCACCUGUCCAGCCUUGUGCAAGUCAUGUCUUCCGGGAAGCGGUACCACAUCACGCUGCAGGACUACAACAAAAUGUGCAUCAUGAGACGAGAGAAACUCCAGCAGCUACAGGACGGGGAGAGGAAGAGAUCGUCGAUCGAAGAGACGACCCUCGUCACCGAGAUCCAGCCCUCGCAGAUGCUGGGCAACGGAGGCACGCUCCUGCAGAACAUAACCGGGGAAGACAAGGACAAAAAGGACGAGACUCCGCAGAUCGGGAACGCCGCUAGUAUCUUGAAGAAUGUUGGUCUGAAGAAUAUAACGAUAGCGCCCAUCAACAGCAAGUGCGGCGCGGGCCCGGCGCUGCCGCGGCUGCCGCCCUCGCUCACCGUCACGCCCGCCACCGACCACGCGCUCCGCCUCUAGCGACCGCUCCGCGUGUCUGAGUUUCGUUACGGACGUUUUGUGCAAACGGUACGUUGUGUAGUGCGGCGGACGAUACUCCCAGCAAAUAUAUAUAUUUAAUAAAUUAAAUUAAUGGUUUGAUUGUCGUCAGGAACAGCGGAGGUAGAGCCCCGGGGCACGCAAACACCGCGCCCGGGACUCUGCCCCCGCUAAUUUACUCGCCGUAAUGCGAGAGCUUAGAAUUUAAUAAACUUAGUCUGAACCGAUUUUUGUCGUCGACACUGUAUUCGUUCGAUAAAACUCAAUAAAACAGUCCUUUAAAACAAUAUUAAAUUAAAAGAAAAAACGCGAUUCAAAAAUGCAUUUAUAAGUUAUAUUUACGAAACAUCGUAGCGUUUGCAAAAAACUAAAUCGGUGUAUAUAGACGAUAUUUAACUGCGUUAUUUUAAUAUGAAAAAGUUAAGUGACCGUUUCGUUAUUAUUUUUUCACUGUCAUUAUAUUUAUGAUACAUCAUGGAACCAUUUUAAAAAUUAAAGAUAAAAAAAAUACAUAAAAAAAACGAAGCUUGUGAUAGAAAAUUAUUUAAAAAUAUAAUAAAACAUCACGUUUUUAAUAUUCGAAAUAUAUUUAUUUUAAUUAAAACACCUUUUUUAAUUAACAAAAGAACACGCUUAGCUUAAUACCGAAGCCCGUGAAGUUAAUUGUGGUACGUUAAUGGAGAGCUUUAUUCUGAAUUGCGAUCCGAUGACGUCAUUUAAGUUGCGUAAACAUUGAUUGGGAAUGACUUGAAGUUCGCAAAUGUUACUAAAACGUCACCGGUCGGGUGGUACUAGUAUUUUUCAGUGUUGCAAACUUUAAAUAGUACUAAAAUCUAUGACAAAAUCCAGAAAUCUUGCUUCAGUAAUUUUAAUAAUUUUCAAAAAGAAACGUGGAUUGGCACACGUAUUCGCUACCAAAAAAGAAUGUUGGCACUUUGUAUAUUUAUACAAAUGUGUCGAUAAAAUCAACUAUAUACAUUAAAGUAAGGUUGAUAUUUCUUCACUGUAAUCCAAUGAAUUUACGAAAGCAGUGGCUGGCUGGUUUUCCAAAAGGCUGAAGCCGCGUAGUUCAUUAAUUGAAAAAAAAUAUGUUCAGUAGUUAAAAUAACACAUUUCUAAUUCAAAUCACAACAUUGAUCUGCGACAAUAACUUUCAUAACAGCGCGUCAAAAUCGAAAAUAUUGUUUUUUCACAUUUAAUUUUGGCUUGCUACUCAUUAUAUUACGCCAUCCGCAUUUAGUAAAAGCUUUGGGAGUGUUUGUAUAAAUUUAAUGGAAAUUUUAAUUCAUAUUUCGCCCACUGAGAUCUAAAUAUCCAUAAAAUCUGCUGCAGUAAUCAAUAAGAAUAAAAUCGUUUCACUUAUCAAACCUAGUAGUGAAGUUAUAAUAGCUAAUGAUGAAGAAAGGAAAAUAGUGAAUAUAAAAAUGGAUUUUUCUUUCAGUUCUAUUUGUUGUAGUGCAGUACAGUUGGUGAUAUUUGCGAACUUCUAGAAAUUUCUGCGAUUGAAGGGAACAAACAAUUUUAAUAAAUUAACAACAAGUUAUUUGAAGAGUCAUGUACUCUGAUAAUGAUACCCCAAUUAUGGAAACAAAAAUUAUUUAUAUAUUAUUUCUUUUAUAAAAAGACAAGUCUUUCAAUGCUUUAAAACGGACACUAAAAGUCAUCAGUGCAAAAGUUUAAUCUAGAAAAAGGGACCUUUCAAUCAUGGUAAUAAAGUUUCUUUUUAAAUGACGAGUCCUACGUGUGAUGUGAUAAUGUAGAUCCGAUUUCGGAAUGGCGAUUCUUAUAAUAUAUUUCACCGUCUCUUAAGUAGGAGAGAAAUUAGUCAUUUGGGUGAUUUUAAAACGACUAAAAUCUAAUACUAUUUUUGUUUUUUUUGUUUUUCGACUAUAAUAUUGAUACUUUGAGAAGAGUAUUCGUGAUCUAUGUGCCUCCUAACCGAUGAAUUUUGUUGAAAAAACAUUUCCUAAGCACACUUUCCGUUUUAGAAUAACAUCGAAUUAUGAAUGGAUCGAGACGUUUAAUUAAUGUAAAAAAAAAAAAUUAUGUAAAUAAAAACAAUGUUAGUAAAAAUUAAAAAAUAAAACACAAAAAACAUAAUAUAGUUUCUUAAAUAAAUGAAUAAAAGAAAUGAAAUCUCACACAGACGAGAUAUAAUCGCCCCCCAGAUUCAUUUCGUGUAAAUAAAUUUAAUUAUUAUUAUUAUUAUUAUUAAUAUUGUAAACGGAUUAUAUAUAUUUGUAUCUAGUUUCUAAGGUAUAAAAAUGAAAGCAAUGAUAUUUUAUAUAAACGUGUUUUGUACCUACAUGGCAAUGCUAGGAUAUAUUUAGGUUGAAUUACAAAAAGACCUCUUCGAAGGCACUUAAAGUUCUUGGGGACUAUUGUUUUCAAGUCGUACAGAGCGAAAGAACUUAAGGAUCUUUGCAAAAAUACGAUCGAUGUCGGACUCUGUCAUUCAGUUCUAUCAACUUAUAAUACUUACUAUAAGUUUUUUGUCGUGUAAAGGUACAAAAAGUUAACAUAAGAUUACUCUUCCUUAACUAGUGUAUAAAAUUGUGAAGAAGAAUAGAAUUUACAUUUGGGCAAAAAAAAAACAUGUUGAUACAUUUAUCUUGUGUAUAAAACUAAAUAUAUUGUUGAGAAAUUAGUAUUUUAUUUUGGUCCAAUGAUAUAAAUAGACAUGUUCAGAUGUUAUUUAGGUAAUAUUGUGUACAGAUAAACUUUUAUGAAUAUUCCGUUAAGGCGACGUGCCUCGUGGGAAAAUCGAACUCCAUUUGGCUUAUUGCGAGCAUAAAGUUUCUUCUUCCAUUAUAUAACUAUGGUUUUAAAGUAUUUUAACGUAUUUAUUCUUUAGUAUUCUUGCAGUAACAUUAAAAGCAAUAGUUUAAAAUGUUUACGUUACUCAAUUACUUAUACUUUUUCAAUUGACGCGCUUAAAUUUAAAAAAACUAACAAUUGGGAUUAACGAAUCAAAAAGGCUAGUGAUUCUGACUAAAAUAUAUUUUUAUAUUCUAAUAAACUUUUGUUCGAAGAGAUCAUAUCUAUUAAUUAAUUCUAUUACAGCGGAUCUGUAGCUGGGACUCUUGCGAUACGAUAAUUUCUAAAUAAUUAAAAUAAGUUGGAUAUUUUUCGUUAACACCAUUCGGGUGAAAUUAUUUAGUAAUUUUCAUAUUUGUAAAUUGUCAAAUAUUAAAAUGUCAAUUUGUAAUGAGAUAAUAUUUAUUUGUAAUUUAUUGCAAACAAAGUUCACGGCGAAUUCGGUGUUGGCUGGUUCCCGGAGCCCAUAGGCAUCAAAACAUGCAUGACACCACCCACCUUGAGGCUUGAGGUCUGAGUCUCAAUUAGGUAAGUAGUAAAUACAAGUGCGGGCUCACAGAACGCCCGACACCCAAAUACGUCAACGCUCUUAAACAAACUUUUACUUUUAAAUAAAGUAGAAUAAACCAAACAGCUGAUACUCUGGUCACAAGAGGACAAUGACCCCGAGUUGCUUCCUACUGUUUAAUACAGAAAAACAUGUUCGCUUUGUAUUUUGUGGCCCUACCCUGCGAAUAUCGGAAAUUACGAAGAGGAACGUCGCCUUAACGGAUACGAAAUGUUAAAUAUAUAGUGUUAGUUACAAUUUGGUAUAUUCACACGUAUUGUUGUAUUAUGAUUUGAGGGCGUGAAAGGCUUUGUUUUGUCUCAAAGUAGGUGUAGGAUUGAAACGGCAUAGCCCAUGUUUGAAACAAGAUACAUUGUAUUUUGUUACGUGUUCGUUGCGUGUUAUCAGCGCCACGUGUUCCUACCGUGCGGGUAGGUUCGCUUACGUUUCGCCAUACAUUGCGCUUUUUGUGUGGUGGUACCGACAAAACUCAUGAACUAUAAUCUGGACAAUAUAAAAAUGUCAGAUUACUACCACGACAGAUACUAUCCACCUUGUAUUACAUUUAACCAACCCAAAAGGUUUUAGUGUGAAAUUCACACGUCAUUGCUUUAAAUAAAUGGGAAGACUGAAGCGGUCAUUUGGUAUUAACAAUGAAUUUGCUUUUUAACGAUAAACUAAAUUUUUCGUGAAAUGGUUUAUUACUGGUGGUAGGACCUCUUGUGAGUCCGCGCGGGCGGGUACCAACACCCCGCCUAUUUCUGCCGUGAAGCAGUAAUGCGUUUCGGUUUGAAGGGUUGGUGAAGCCGUUGUAACUUACUUGAGACCUUAGAACUUAUAUCUCAAGUUGGGUGGCGUAUUUACGUUGUGGAUGUCUAUGGGCUCCAGUAACCACUUAACACUAGGUGGGCUGUGAGCUCGUCCAUCUAAGCAAUAAAAAAAAAUGUCUUAAAAAAUUGCCUAUAAGCCUUUCGCACCCUCGAAACAAACAUAAGUAUACUUUUUUUUUUGUAUAUUAACGUGAUCCGGUGAAAUGCUCAUGUGUUUUUAUUUUUAUUUUAUUUGAACAAAUUCCUGUGGCCCUGCAUCUCGGACGGUAUUUUCCUCCAAAGAUAGCGUGUUAAUCAUUUUACUAUAUAAUUUUUAUUUUUUAAAUAGUCUUGAUACGGUAAAAUAGUCCUUAUCGUUUUCCGGCGGUCGCUUGCCGUUCUGUGGUUUAUGAAAUGCAGGACGGUCGUUUUUCGUUCGAAUUCGUUCUCCGUUAAGGCUUAUUGUAUCGUAUUUAUACGUUUAGUUUUUAUUAAGGGCACGUUUCGUGUCUAAGGUAUGAAUUUUCUAAUAAACAUAUCCUUAUCACAA
Bombyx mori (domestic silkworm) is the source of this 11604-nucleotide messenger RNA. RefSeq lists its product as uncharacterized. Bases 363 to 6863 code for a protein of 2166 amino acids. Lineage: Eukaryota; Metazoa; Arthropoda; Insecta; Lepidoptera; Bombycidae. The record is from RefSeq and is a predicted model, not a curated record. The transcript has 10 exons.